UUUUGCUGGGUGUGCUGACAACAUGUGCCCAAACCGAGAUGAAGAAGGUUGUUGGAGACAAUGCCACGAUGCCCUGCCACCAUCAGUUCUGGGUGGGUGAUGACCCCACUCUGGACAUUGAGUGGUUGCUUCUGAAGCCCACCAACAGGCAGAGAGUGGUGAUUACCUACUUCGCUGGACGGGUUUUCGACCCCAAUGAAGCAGAGCGUGGACGCGUAGCCUUUGCUGGAGAGUACUUAAAAGGCGAUGCUUCUCUGCUGAUCAGCGACUUGUCUCUGACAGACUCAGGAGAGUACAGCUGCAAAGUCAAGACUGGUGCACAGUACCACUGGAGCACCAUCAGCCUCGUAGUGCUGGGUAGGUGGCAGACAGCACUUAGGUUCAAUUGGAAAAACCACAGACCGAGAGAAGACUCAUGAGAACACUGUGCAACUGGAGGUGUCAUGAAAACCCAAAGCUGUUAGCAUUAGAGCUGUUAUUAAAUGUAGUGCAGCAUACUGUGAUACCCUGAAAGACCAAAGUGUGUGUUCAGACCAAUGAUUUCACUUGUGGAGCUUUCAUCCACUUACUGUGUAGGGGUAGAAUAUGACAGAGUAAAAAUGGAACGAGUUGUAGCUCUCAUCCUCCUUUCUUUGUGUGCAGUGUUGGCUCAGAUUACUUUGAAAAUUUUGUGAGUUACUGAAUACAAUCUACAUGGUAGUCUUUGCAAUUAUUAACGUAAUCCAUUACAAAAAUGUAAUCUAAUCUAUAUACUUUUGGAUUCCCUUUGGACUCCUUCAAAAUCGAACAUUGAAAAUAAUGCACCUUAUACUAAAGAAAUGGACAAAGCCACAAAAUUCCGCAAAUAUUAUUUUUUCUCUUUAAACAAU
Molecule: messenger RNA, 869 nt
Organism: Morone saxatilis (striped sea-bass)
Lineage: Eukaryota; Metazoa; Chordata; Actinopteri; Moronidae
Product: CXADR-like membrane protein
Cellular component (GO): cell surface; membrane; cytoplasmic microtubule
Source: RefSeq, a predicted model, not a curated record